Molecule: messenger RNA, 2036 nt
Organism: Carassius gibelio (silver crucian carp)
Lineage: Eukaryota; Metazoa; Chordata; Actinopteri; Cypriniformes; Cyprinidae
Product: V-type proton ATPase subunit d 1-like
Exons: 8
Coding region: 98-1150 (350 amino acids)
Biological process (GO): vacuolar transport; proton transmembrane transport; vacuolar acidification
Cellular component (GO): early endosome; proton-transporting V-type ATPase, V0 domain; lysosomal membrane
Molecular function (GO): proton-transporting ATPase activity, rotational mechanism
Source: RefSeq, a predicted model, not a curated record
ACGAUUCUUCACGAAUCGGACAGCACUAUCACUCAAGACUGUACUGGGCCACAUCUAUUUCUCUCUUAAGCUAGUACACCAGUGUUAUUUUCUUACAAUGCCUUUCUCUGAAUUAUAUUUUAAUGUGGAUAAUGGUUAUCUGGAGGGGCUGGUGAGAGGUUUUAAGGCUGGUAUUUUAUCUCAGGCGGAUUAUUUGAAUCUUGUUCAGUGUGAAACUCUGGAAGACCUGAAGCUUCACUUGCAGAGCACUGACUAUGGGAGCUUCCUGGCCAAUGAAGCCUCUCCUCUCACUGUCUCCGUCAUUGAUGACAAGCUGAAAGAGAAGAUGGUGGUUGAGUUCUGCCAUAUGAGGAACCAGUCUUAUGAGCCUCUGGCCAGCUUCAUGGAUUUCAUCACAUACAGCUAUAUGAUCGACAACGUCAUCCUGUUGAUCACUGGAACGCUCCAUCAGCGGGCCAUUUCAGAGCUGGUGCCCAAGUGCCAUCCGCUUGGCAGCUUUGAACAGAUGGAGGCUGUUAACAUCGCCCAAACUCCAGCAGAGCUCUACAAUGCCAUCCUGGUGGAUACACCACUUGCUGCUUUCUUUCAGGACUGCAUCUCUGAGCAGGAUUUGGAUGAGAUGAACAUUGAAAUAAUUCGCAACACUCUUUACAAGGCUUAUCUAGAAGCUUUCUACAAGUUCUGCUCUUCACUGGGUGGCACAACCGCAGAUACCAUGUGCCCAAUUCUGGAGUUUGAGGCAGACAGAAGAGCUUUCAUCAUUACCAUCAACUCCUUUGGUACGGAGCUCUCCAAAGAAGACCGAGCUAAACUCUUCCCUCACUGUGGCAAGCUCUACCCAGAGGGUCUUGCACAGCUGGCCCGCGCAGAUGAUUACGAGCAGGUCAAAGCUGUGGCUGAAUACUACCCUGAAUACAAGCUUCUCUUUGAGGGCGCUGGCAGCAACCCAGGAGACAAAACCCUUGAGGAUCGCUUUUUUGAACAUGAGGUGAAACUCAAUAAGCUGGCUUUCCUGAAUCAGUUUCAUUUCAGUGUGUUCUAUGCCUACGUCAAGUUGAAGGAACAAGAGUGCCGGAACAUUGUGUGGAUUGCUGAGUGUAUCGCCCAAAGGCAUCGGGCUAAGAUUGACAACUACAUCCCCAUAUUCUAAUGGUACAUCAUAUUAGUCUUGAAUAAUGAUUCACAUGGCAUGUUAUGGUUUGAAAAUUAUGGUUCUGUCUCCUCGCCGUUUCUUGCACUGCGCCACUCUUACCUUUCAUUGUGAUUGUCUUUAUUAGAGUAAAAUGAUGUUUUGUUCCACCUUUGGGAUUUUUUUUUUUUUUUUUCUAAAGAAAACUUUUAGAAAAGUAAUUCAAAUAUUCUUUUCUCUUCAUGAUGUCACAGCCCACUGCAAAUGAAGGAUGCAUUGAAUUACAGGAGAACAGGAGAGUUUACGUGAAAUGCAAAACAGAAGAAAAAAAAAAACUCUUUCUGUUGUAGCCUAAAAAAACAUACAUUCCAUUAUUGUCAUAAUUAUUAUUGAGAAGUUAUUUAGAGAGUCCCUGGUAAUUUAGAGUGUGAACCUUAUUUUGAAACACAAGCAGAGUACAUUUCUGUUGAAAUCAUGUUACGUAAAUUGUUGUGUUCCAUAGAACUGCGCGGUUACAUAAGAAUGGAUUUUUGAUUGAUUUACAGAGUAACUGUUUGCUUGUGUUUCUCCAAUAAGGAACAACGGGGUUAUCUUUAAAAAGGAGAAUUGCUGGGAUUUAACAAAAAAAAAUGUUUGUGUGUAUAGUAUUCUUCACUGUGUGUGUUUGUUAAAAUGAUACUUGUGUGCUUGCCAUUUGUAAAUUAGUGCUCAAAUUUGUGCUGACAUAAUUUAUGGAGUAGAUCAUAUUUUAUGAUUGACAGCUGAAUAAGUGAGGUCAAAUGGAUCUAUUAUUAAGAAAGACCUUGCUCUCGGCUAAAUCUAUUGUACUAUUGUAACCAUAUUGUUUGUGUUUUAAGUGAUCUAAAUGAAAUCUAUAAAUAUAUACACAAUAUAUAAAUAUAAAGUA